Molecule: messenger RNA, 3176 nt
Organism: Andrographis paniculata
Lineage: Eukaryota; Viridiplantae; Streptophyta; Magnoliopsida; Lamiales; Acanthaceae
Exons: 4
Coding region: 348-2972 (874 amino acids)
Source: RefSeq, a predicted model, not a curated record
GUCGUGAAACGCUCGUUUCUCUCUCUCAUCAUUAGGACUCUCUCUCUCUCUCCUCCCUCGCCCAGUCGGUUUCAGUCACUGCAGUCUGCAGGUUGCACAGUUUCUUCGCGGUAGGUGUGCCGCUUUACGUUUUCUCCGGCAUCGAGGAUUACGCUUCCGUCAAUACGAAGAAGAUUUCUUGCUUUUCCAGACCCUGUUCCCCGCUGCAAUUCUUUUCUUGGCGUUCAUGAGCAAAACCAGCAUUCUCAUGCAGUUGCCAGCACUCUUGAAAGUCCCACUACUGAGAAGAUGUGUAAAGAUGAAUAUGGAUUGAAGUGUGAUCACAAAAUUUGAAUACUUCUAUCAACAUGGGCGAUGUUUUAGGGCAGGGCACAAGUGAGCGCUGUCGGAUUGACCGGAGUCAGCACAAUUACACGUCUGGAUUGUCGAUUGACCGGCCAUACCUAUCACCUGAGAGUGAAUACAGACAGACUGAAAUCAUGGGACAACUGGGUCGCAACAAACCUUCCAAGAAUGUUCCUGAGGCGCCAUGGGAUAGGAGAUCGUCAUUUAAUGGUGAUUACGAUGAGCUUGUCAAGCACAUGUCAAAUCUACCUGGCUUUCUCCAACGAGUGGAGAAGGAAAACUCUGUCCAAGAGAAGGCUUUAAAUUUUGGUGUUCUUGAAUGGAACCGCUUGGAGAAAUGGAAGUACACUGAACGCAUGCCUAAAAUUUCUCCCAAGAAAACUUCAGCAAGCAGUAAUUCCAUCCCAACAAGUGGGCAACAUAAAAUUAGUCCAAACUUCAGACAUCAUUCUAUUUCACAAGGGCGUCAUCCGACUUCAUUGUAUCCUGGAAAACAGUCCUUGCAGCGUGGUACUCUUUUUAGUUCGCCUCCGAGACGGCCACUUUCAUGUGACGGACCACAUCUCAACCCAACAAAGGAAAAGAGAGACGCUACUCAUCACAAGGAUGGCAAGUUUGUUGGUCCAUUCACUUCGAAAGGAAAAGAAACUUGUAACCAAGAAUUUCAUGCUGCUCAAAGUGGCAUCAUUGGUAGGCGUCCGGAUCAUUGUAAACAGAGGCUUAAGUCUGAUAACAGAAGUUCUGAGAUGAAUAGGGAGAAAGUCAAGAAGAAUGAUCUGAAGGAGGAGGUGAUCUUAGGGAAACAAGUUCGGUCACCAGAGCUGGGCAAGCAUAUAUCUUUUGUGCCUACAGUUAACAAAAUCAAAUCUCUGGAGAAGAGAAAUGAAAUACAAUCCGAUAAUGGAGAACCACAAGUUAUUGUGAUCUCAGAACGUAAUCAUUUUGAAGACAAGAUUUGUGCGGAGACCAUUGACUUUAUGGAAUCCAGGACCUCAGUUAAUGACCGAUUUUCUGAAGUGGCAAGGAACAGAUUUUCUGGUUUCUGUCCUACCCGUGAUUUUGAUUAUGGAGGAUUCUCUUUUGAUGCAUCACACUCUUGUCCACUGCCUUCUGUGCCCACAAUUCCCACCCAAUCAGUUAUUGAGCAACAUGACAAUGGUACUUCGUCUCAAAGUGCUACUUCAGGUAAUGACUCGAUGAUGCACAAGGAAACUUCUGCUCCAUCAUCUUCAACAGAGGCUUCUCACAUAGCAUCACCCUGCGUUGCUGAAAAACCUGUUGUCAAAAGGAGAGCCUCCUCUCCAGCACAUCGAUUCAGCUUUGACCUCGGUAGGGUUGGCCGAACAUUUAGCUUUAAGGAUAACUCACAAUUGAAUUCAGCGGACAUUUCUGUCACACCUAAUAAAGUGAGGCAUGGAGCUCACUCAAGUGUGGAUAACAUUGCAGCAGUCAAGGAAACUCCUAGCGGCAGAGCAAGGUCGAGCCCCUUGAGAAGAUUGCUGGACCCAUUACUGAAGCAGAAAGGAACAGGAUCUUCUGAGACAAAUCGACCAACAGGCAGGAGUUCAUAUUCCAUGACCGUAAGAACCACAACCACCAAGGGUCCAUCUCAAGAUAAGAAUCCGGGAGCAUCAGUUUUGCAGGCUCUUUUGCAGCUCACUUUUAAGAAUGGUCGCCCUUGCUUCAAACUUGUUGUGGACAAUACUGAAGACAUGCUUGCUGCUGGUUUGAAAAGUUUGCCAGCAUCUGGAAAGAACGAUCCUUGCAUGGUUUAUACAUUCUACUCUGUUCGUGAGAUAAGGAAAAAGGCCAUGAACUGGAUAACUCAAGGAGUGAAGAGUAAGAAUUGUAGCCUUGGCUAUGACAUUAUCGGCCAAAUGAAGAUUUCAAACUUUUACCAUCUGAGGGAGAGUGCUGGUGGCUCUGUUGAAUGCGAGGCAACAGAAUGUGUACUUCAUGGUAUCAAUCCAGGGCAGGGUGAUAAACAAUCACUUGAAUUUGCACCUGGCACAGAGAUUGCUGCCAUUAUUGUGGAAAGCUCAACUAAAAUAGUUGAAACACUUUUUGGAUCAGCAGAGGUGCUUGAUUCGGAUGCAAGUAAGAUGACCAGCGGCACCACAGUUAUCUUACCAGGGGGUGUUCAUGGUGUACCUGUUAAAGGCACACCGUCAUCUUUAAUCAGCCGGUGGAGAUCUGGUGGAUUAUGUGACUGUGGAGGGUGGGAUGUCGGCUGCAAGCUGCGGGUACUUGCUGACCAUAAGAAAAGCAGCAACGGUCAUCAUUCAUCAUCGACAUUUGGCUCUAAUGUUGAUAGCCUUCAUCUUUCUCCACAGGGUGGAGAGCAUAAUAGCAAGCAUGCGCUCAGCUUGGAACCUCUGAGCAACGGACUUUAUUCUGUUGAAUUUGACAGAUCAAUUUCAUUGACGGAGGCAUUUGCUACAUGCGUAGCAUAUAUUACCUGCCGAAAACUUCCUGAAUUCACAGACAUUAGAGGGGGAUCAGACGCACAUAACGUUCCAGAAGACAAUGCUGACAUCCAUGAGAGAAGAACGCCAACCAAAUUACAAGAACAACAGAACAUGGCGCCACACCAAUGCCCGCCCUUGUCCCCAGCUGGAAGGAUAUAAAGUUUAGACGCCGCCUUGCCUCAGCACUUAGAAAGUCAAGUCAGUCUAUGUUGUGGGCGAUGAUAUGAUAUUUUCGAUAUUCAUUCAAUUCAUACUGCACUGGUUUCAUAAAUCUUGUCUCCCAGAAAGUGUGUGGUCAUCUUAAUCUGUAAAUUCGGUGGUAUUUACUUGCUGUGAAUAGCCUUUGUUCUUUGUUGUUGCGAA